AUGUGCCUGAUCGUUGUGCAUCUGCUCGUCCUGAUGACCCUCAGCUGUCUGACUCGUGCUGAAGAUAAAAAGACGAUGCAUGUCUCUUGUCCAGAACACCAGAAGACCUAUGGAGGCUCCUGCUUUGAGUUUAUGGGUCUCCAGCGUACUUUUUAUAGUGCUGAGGCUUGGUGUGAGCAGCGUGGUGGACACCUCGCUUUUAUUCCAAAUGAAGAAACUCAAUAUUUCAUUCAGACUCAUCUGGACCCCAAGCAGGACGUGUGGAUUGGAGCGGCACCUUCUGCCUCUCCAAACCUGCAAUAUUCUUCUACUUCAGAAGGUCCUUUCUCUUGGCUCGAUAAUUCACCUGUCACAUUUUCUAAAUGGGAGCACAGCCCGCAGCCAGGAGCAGCCUGUGGACACAUAUUGACGAACUCUCGUUUCCAGUGGAAAGCCACAAAGGACUGCGAUAGAAAAUUACAUUUCAUCUGCCAGUUUGAGUCUGGCAGAUCCAUUGUGUGUGCAGGUCGUAACACCACUUUGCAGUGUGGCUCUGGUCAAGUUUUAAUGAUAGAUGGUGGCUUCUACGGACGAAAGAACAUGCAUUACUGUCGGGUAGGGUUAGGGUUAUCUUCUCUCUUCCCACUGAUGACACCCACACAACAACAGUGCACUUGGGUGGAUGUUCAGGAAACAUUAACAGCUUACUGCCAAGGCCGCCAGGUGUGUCAGGUUACAGAACUUGUGGACUCCUUUGGUGAACCCUGUCCGCAACAUGGGAGCUACAUGUCUGUGGACUACCACUGCAAAGAGGGUACAAAUGUGACUUACAGAAUCCAGAAAGAUGAAAUGUUGCUGUCCAGUUUAUCCAUGGUCAGAGGAAACAUUCCCCAGAACGUCACAGUGACUUCACACACGGUGCAGCAGCUCGGGCCUGGCUGCCAUCAUCUGACUCUCUAUGCAUUAAACAUGGCCACGUUCCCAGAAACAUCUGCAGCCCUGCAGAUGUGCGUGUUGGAGAAAAUAGCCGGGCUGCAGGCGUCUGUGUUGACUAAGCAGUCAAACUGUGGAGACACAUCACAAAUAACCAUCAGUGUUUCACUCGGGAAAGGAGCGCCUGUGACGCUCCUCUUCUUCCUGACUGGAGAAAGCAGCUCAUUCUCUGACACCAGAGAAAUGAAUAAAAGGAUGGACAUUUUUCAUAUGGAGAACCCCAUUAAAGCUGCUACCACAAGGAUAGCAACCAACAGCGCUAACUCAGAAAACACUGUUCCCCCUGCUGGAGCAGCUGCUACCACAAGGAUAGCAACCAACAGCGCUAACUCAGAAAACACUGCUAUCACAGCCAACAUUGCUACCACCACUUUUCCCUCAGCAACCUCUAACACAGCUUCGAAUACAAUCACCACGAUGGCCAGGAAGCAUCUGCGUUGUGCAAAGAACAAUGAGGUGAAGUCUGUCUUUCUUCCCCCUGGAGACAGGACAUCCAACUACACCCUAAUCAUCAAAGCAACUGCAAAAAAUAGCAGCUUUGUUGCCAGUACCAACAUAACUACAAAGGUGCAGGAUUACACACCGCCCUCUGGCUCUUCUUCAGGAGGUGGUCUUUCAGCAACAGUGAAGAAUGUUGUUGAUCAGCUAAAGAAACAAGGUCAACUAACUGGAGAGACUGUGGGACAGAUCUUCAAUUCUGUAGCCAACCAAAUGAACAGUCAAUCUGAUGAAUCAAACAAAGCUGAGAGGCAAGAGCUUCGUGAAAAGAUGCUGGCCACAAUGACUGCCACAGUAAAAGAAGCUUCAUCCAAACAUCCAGAAGAGGUUCAGGUGCUGGCCAGAGGACUUACUGCUGUCAGCCAGAAAGGCUCUGAACUCAGCUCCUCUGCUAAGAAAAACACAUCUGAUGCCCUUCUACUUGCUUUGGAGAAUACACAGAGUGCACUGUUAGCAUUGAAAGAUCUGAAUGAAGGGCCAACCAUUAUCCAAGAUGAUCACAUUAGUGUGUUUGUUGACAGAGUGACAGCAGGACGUUUGCACAGAGAGCGCAUAAAUAUUCCCAACUGUUCUUGCAGCUCGUUUCAUUUCCCACCUCUCCCCUCCGAUAUGUUACCCUCAGAUGAACCAGUGGAUGUUCGAAUGCUGAGUUUAGAUAAAAACCCAUUUUCCUGGAAUGAGAGGGGGAACAUCAGUGGCUUAAUAGGCACUUUAUCCCUCACAACAACAGAUGGAUCCAAAAUCCCCAUGGAGAGCCUGAGUGAUGACAUUGAGAUUUAUUUGCCAAGGCCUGUUGGAGAGCAGGUCAACACGUCUGUUUUGGACCUUGGGAACUACAGCACAACGGUCAUAAAUGUUCCUUCAGCCAACAACACACUGGUGUUAAAGAUGGUGCCUUCAAAAGAUCCUUUACCCUUCAAAGUUCUCCUCGGCUAUAAAGACUACCCCACUGAAACAAAUCAUGUUGCAAUGACAGAGAUGCCUCUACAGGGAACAACGCUAGAGGAGAAAUACACUUGGCUUCUUGACCCAGUGACUUUAAAAGGAAACACCGGAGAGCACUAUCUCGUUGUGAGGCCCAUUGUAGGUCCAGGUAUAAAAUCCAUCGAUGCCAGUUUAUCCAUUACACCCAUCACUAGCUCAUGCAAAUUUUGGGACGAGUCAAAAUUGGAUUGGAGCAAUUUUGGAUGCAGGGUAGGUGUUAAUAGCACGCAUUUAGUCACCCAGUGCCUCUGCAACCACCUCACCUUCUUCGGGAGCUCUUUUUUCGUCACUCCGAACCUUGUGGACCCGUCUCGCACUGCUGAGCUGUUUGCGACUUUUGGAGAGAAUCCUGUGGUCGUCUGUUUCGUCGGGGCGCUGUUUGUGGCAUAUUUAUUGGCUGUUGUAUGGGCACGACGAAAAGACAUUCAAGACACGGUGAAGGUUACUGUGACUGUGCUGGAGGACAAUGAUCCGAUGGACGAGUACCGCUACCUGGUGAGUGUGAGCACUGGGCAUCGCAGAGGAGCAUCCACUUCCUCUCAGGUGGCAAUAACUCUCGUUGGUGUGGAGGGAAUCAAUGAACCACAUCAUCUGACCGACCGAAAGAAAUGUGUGUUUGAGAGGGGUGCGGUGGAUAUGUUUUUGCUCACUGCUCCUUUUUCAUUGGGAGACCUGCAAAGCAUCAGACUGUGGCACAACAACUCAGGGAGCCAUCCUGCUUGGUACGUAGGUAAUGUCAUGGUACAGGAUUUACAGACCGAGCAGAGGUGGCAUUUUCUUUGCAACUCCUGGCUCGCCAUCGACAUGGGAGAUUGUUUCCUGGAUAAAGUUUUCCCCGUUGCCUCCGAGAUUGAACUGAAAAGGUUCAGUAAUUUGUUCUUCAUGAAGACAACAAAGGACUUUAGCGAUGGACACCUCUGGUACUCUGUGAUCAGUCGACCACCAAGCAGCACUUUCACUUGUGUCCAGAGAGUUUCUUGCUGUUUCUCCCUGCUGCUCUGUACCAUGCUGACCAGCCUCAUGUUUUAUGGCAUCCCAACAGACCCCUCUGAGCAGACAUUGGACCUGGGCCACUUUGAGUUUACCUGGCAACAGUUCAUGAUUGGAGUUCAGAGUUCCCUCAUCAUGUUUCCAGUGAAUAUCCUCAUUGUCAGCAUCUUCAGAAGCACACGUCCUCGGGAAACAUCUUGUUGCUGGCGUAAAGCUGUAAAACCAGCUGCUCUUGAACGGCUUUCUUUCUCCCAGAGUGUCCCCACCAAUGUGAACGUCACCUUUGACGCUGUGAUCAAGGAUGUUUCAAGAAUUGCACUUUCACUGUCUAAGACAGUAAAAAGCAACAUGCCAUGCAAAGAGCCUGAGAUUGGGCCUGGGCAACAAGUUGAUUUAAAUGCUGUCCUUUCUGUGGUGGACGAUUUCAUCAAACAGAACAACAAAACCAGUGAUGACACCCAAUCCAAAAAACUGAACAUCAACAAUCUCAACCAGCCUCAGUCAACAGAGGGCAAUGCUAUUGUGCAUCCUGUGUCAACCGAGGAGGGGAUUCAGAAAAAGAGCAACAAAAGCCAGUAUCUGUACCGGCAGCUGUGUCACAUUGACAGAGAGCUGACUCUGCUGGGACCCUCUGGCUUCCCCAACCCAAACAGCUACAACCAGGCUCUGCAGCAAGUCAGGGGCAUGAAGGGCUCUCUUGAAGAUCAGCUCUUCAGAGUCAGCUGUGUGGAGCUAUAUGAACCCACCCAGAAGAGCACUGGUGGGGAGGAGAGUCAGAAAAAGAAAAAGGUUUGCUGUCACAGAGGACUACCCUGGUGGUUUAUUUUCAUCGGUUGGCUGCUUGUGAUUGGGACCAGCGUUGUAGCUGGUUAUUUCACCAUGUUGUAUGGAUUAAAGUUUGGAAAGGAACGCUCUGUGAGCUGGCUGGUGUCCCAGAUAGUCUCCUUUUUUCAGAGUGUCCUGAUCAUUCAGCCAUUAAAGGUGGUAUGUCUUGCAAUCUUCUUUGCAGUUUUAAUAAAGAAAGUAGAUGAAGAAGAUUUUCAAAAUAUGGCAUUUGAAGGUAAUGACAGAAACCAGGGUGAUGGUAAGGACCAACAAACAGUCCAACGGGAUGGCAGUCUCUAUGAGCCUCCUCCUCCUGCAGACAUUGAAAAGAUGAAAAGGAACCAGAUUAUGGACCAAAAAGCCUUUGCCCUCAUCAAGGAGAUUUUGAUCUACAUGGGGUAUAUGUGGAUGCUGCUGUUGGUGGCGUAUGGACAGAGGGAUCCCAAUGCUUUUUUCCUGAACCGGCACAUCCGGCAUAGCUUCAGCAGAGGGAUCACAGACAGUAUGAGCCUUGGAGAAGUCUUCACUUGGGCAAACACAUCUCUACUAGAGAACCUUUAUGGAGUUUAUCCAGGAUUUAUCACAGAUGGAAACUCCAAAUUGGUGGGUAACGCUCGUCUCCGUCAAUUGAGAGUCCAGAAGAACUCCUGUCAGACCGCUGACUCUGUGGUUGGGAUUGUACGAGACUGCAAUGCUCCAUAUUCAUGGGAGGUGGAGGAGAUGGGCUCUUAUGACCCUGGCUGGAACUACUCAAUUGGGGAUAAUAUCUCUAACAGCCCACUCAGCCCAUGGAAAUAUCAGACCCAGGGUCAGCUAAGGGCUUAUCACUUCUGGGGGAACAUUGAGUUCUACAGGGGAGGUGGCUUUGUAGCAGAGCUUGGCCCAGAUGUUCAAAAUGCCAGCAGCACCCUUGAGGGUCUGUUCAGAGAUAAAUGGCUGGAUAUCUACACAAGGGCAAUCUUUGUGGAGUUCACCAUCUAUAACGCCAAUGUGAACCUCUUCUGUAUCGUCACACUCUUACUGGAGACCACAGCCGUAGGAGCAUUUCAGUUGUACAGUGAGCUUCAGAGUGUCCGUCUUUACCAAUCAACCGGGCCCCUGCACAUCUUUGUUAUGGCUGCUGAGAUCAUAUACUUGGUUUUCAUCCUCUAUUAUAUGUUCCUACAGGGCAAAUUAAUGAGGCAGCUGAAAUGGGCUUACUUCAGGAGCAAGUGGAACAUAUUUGAGCUGGCUAUCAUAUUACUGAGCUGGAGUGCCCUCGGAGUUUAUAUCAAGAGGACCCUGCUAGGAAACCGCGAUAUGACAUACUACCAAAACCACAAAGACCAAUUUGCCAGUUUUUAUGAGACAGCCACAGCAGACUCGGUGCUCCAGUAUCUGAUCGCCUUACUGGUCCUGCUCUCCACCAUCAAACUGUGGCACCUGUUCAGACUGAACCCAAAGAUGAACCUGAUCUCUGCCACACUGGAGAGGGCCUGGGGUGACAUUUCUAGUUUCCUGAUGGUCAUUGUGAUCAUGUUCUUGGCGUAUUCCAUUGCUAGCAACGUGUUAUAUGGCUGGAAGUUGUGCCAUUACAGGACUUUAACAGAUGCUCUCCUGACCAUCAUCAGUUUGCAGAUUGGUAUCUUUAACUAUGAUGAGGUCUUGAACAGCAGCCCCUGGCUCGGUGGAUUACUCUUUGGCUCCUGUGUUGUGUUCAUGUCUUAUAUAGUGCUCAAUCUCCUCAUCUCAGUCAUCCUGGUGGCAUUCAACCAGGAGAAAAUAUAUCACAAGCCGUCAGACGAGGAGGAGAUUGUCGACCUGAUGCUGAAGAAAAUCUGUGGUCUUUUUGGCAUCAGAUAUAAAAAUGCAACAGACACAACGGGACCUGAUGAAAAUGGAGACAUGGACUUGACUCUCAACAACAGCCGAAGCACCCCUUACAAGUCUUCAGCUGAUGUAAAAAAAUUUCAGACAACCAACCACCCAAUGAAUCCUCUGGGUUCAUAGCUUUCUUUUGUUGUAUUUCUUUUUUUUUGGGUGUUUUGAGAUUUAUUUCUAUGCACCACCAUUGAUAUGCUAAUACACUUUUGUUUAUUAUUCUUUGCUUGUAACCAAGAACAAGGUCAGUGCAUGCUGGACAGCUUUGUGAAUAUAUUGUGAUCAAAAACUAUCAACCACAAUUAUACUGCUUAUUGUUGGUGUGCUUAAGGAUGGUGGUGUAAAAAGAGAAUGAUGAAGCCUAAAUAUGGUCUUAUUUUGUGGGUCGUUUUCUUUUAAGUUACUCAAAUACAUUUAAAUAUAAAAUUGUUGUUUUUUUAGACAAUUCAGGAAUCUAGGGACAGCAGUGGCCUAGUGCUAUUUCAAAAGAUAAUUGCUGCAAUGAAGCUCUGCAAUCAUUACGUCUUUGUACACUCAUAGGUCUUCUGCAGCUGUGUAAUAAAAGUGUCCCAGUCAGUUAA
Messenger RNA from Labrus bergylta (ballan wrasse), 6710 nucleotides. Lineage: Eukaryota; Metazoa; Chordata; Actinopteri; Labriformes; Labridae. The record is from RefSeq and is a predicted model, not a curated record.